UAACUCAUUUGUUUAGGCAGUAGGGAGUUUCUGCUAGGGUCUGGAUUGGAGUUACACACAGACCGGACCCUACCGUGUAUGAGAGGUGUCUGAGGAGAAAAAGAGGAUUCCCCCCUUGCCGCAAAGAAUCUACAUGUCUAAUAUUUAGACAUGUUCAGCUUUGUGGAUAUUCGGUUAGCGCUUUUGCUCAGCGCAACAGUGCUUUUGGCGAGAGCUCAAGGCGAGGAUGAUAGCACAUUCGGCAGCUGCACAUUAGACGGACAGUUGUACAACGACAAGGAUGUAUGGAAACCAGAGCCCUGCCAGAUCUGCGUCUGUGACAGUGGAACCGUCAUGUGCGACGAGGUGAUCUGUGAGGACACAUCCGACUGCGCCGAUCCCAUCAUUCCUGACGGAGAGUGCUGCCCUAUCUGCCCCGAUGUUGAUGGACCCCUGGUUCCAGACGUGUCUGAGCCAACAAAGGGAGACGUUGGCCCCAAGGGAGACAGGGGUCCAGUUGGUCCUCCUGGCAAUGACGGAAUCCCUGGACAGCCUGGCCUUCCUGGCCCUCCCGGCCCCCCUGGCCCCCCUGGCCUUGGCGGAAACUUCUCUCCUCAAAUGAGCUAUGACUCCUCCAAAUCUGGUGGUGGCCAGGUCAUUGGCCCAAUGGGUCCUAUGGGUCCUCGUGGUCCUCCUGGCCCCUCUGGCUCAUCUGGUCCUCAGGGUUUCACUGGACCCCCUGGUGAGCCUGGUGAGCCUGGAGCUGCUGGUCCCAUGGGUGCCCGUGGUCCUGCUGGCCCCCCUGGAAAGAACGGAGAUGAUGGUGAGCCUGGCAAAGCUGGACGCCCUGGUGAGCGCGGAGCUGCUGGCCCUCAGGGUGCUCGUGGAUUCCCCGGAACCCCCGGACUCCCCGGCAUCAAGGGACACAGAGGUUUCAGCGGUCUGGAUGGAGCUAAGGGAGACACUGGACCCGCUGGCCCUAAGGGAGAGCCCGGUGCCCCUGGUGAGAACGGUGUCCCUGGCAUCAUGGGUGCUCGUGGUCUUCCUGGUGAGAGAGGCCGCCCUGGACCUCCUGGCCCUUCUGGUGCUCGUGGUAAUGAUGGCAACACUGGUGCUGCUGGACCUCCUGGACCCACUGGACCUGCUGGUCCCCCUGGAUUCCCCGGUGGUGCUGGUGCUAAGGGAGAGACUGGUCCUCAGGGAGGCCGUGGAUCUGAGGGACCCCAGGGAGCCCGUGGUGAGCCUGGUAACCCAGGACCUGCUGGACCCGCUGGACCUGCUGGUGCCCCUGGAACUGAUGGUGCCCCUGGUAACAAGGGUGCUCCUGGUGCUGCUGGUAUUGCUGGUGCUCCUGGUUUCCCUGGUGCUCGUGGUCCUGCUGGAGCUCAAGGAGGUGUUGGUGCUCCUGGUCCCAAGGGUAACAAUGGUGAUAUUGGCCCCUCUGGUCCUAAGGGAGAGCCUGGUGCCAAGGGAGAGCCUGGCCCCGCUGGAGUUCAGGGACUUCCUGGACCCUCUGGUGAGGAGGGAAAGAGAGGAGCCCGUGGAGAGCCCGGUGGUGCUGGACCCCGUGGACCUCCUGGAGAGCGUGGUGCCCCUGGUGCUCGUGGUUUCCCUGGUGCUGAUGGAGCUGCUGGUGGCAAGGGAGCCCCUGGUGAGCGUGGUUCCCCCGGACCAAUGGGAGCUCAGGGAGCCACUGGUGAGGCUGGAAGCCCUGGUGCUCCUGGCGCACCUGGAUCCAAGGGUAUGACUGGUAGCCCUGGAAGCCCUGGCCCUGACGGCAAAGCUGGACCUGCUGGUGUUGCUGGACAAGAUGGCCGCCCUGGACCCCCUGGCCCCGCUGGAGCAAGAGGUCCUCCUGGAGUUAUGGGAUUCCCCGGACCCAAGGGAGCCGCUGGUGAUGCUGGUAAGCCUGGUGAGAGAGGCCCCGGUGGUGCCUCUGGCCCUGUUGGUGCCCCUGGCAAAGAUGGUGACGUUGGUGCUCCUGGACCUGCUGGUGCCGCUGGACCUGCUGGAGAGAAGGGAGAGCAGGGACCUGUUGGUCCUCCCGGAUUCCAGGGUCUUCCUGGACCCCAAGGUGCUACUGGUGAGACUGGCAAGCCUGGUGAGCAGGGUGCUCCUGGUGAGGCUGGACCCCCUGGCCCAGCUGGACCCAGAGGCGACAGAGGUUUCCCUGGUGAGCGUGGUGCUCCUGGCAUCACUGGCCCAGUUGGAGCCCGUGGUGCUCCUGGCCCUGCUGGUAGCGAUGGACCUAAGGGAGAGCCCGGUGCCGCUGGUGCCCCCGGUGGUCAGGGAGCCCCCGGUAUGCAGGGAAUGCCCGGUGAGCGUGGAGCUGCUGGACUCCCCGGUGUCAAGGGAGAGAGAGGUGAUGCUGGUAUCAAGGGAGCUGAUGGCGGCCCCGGAAAAGAUGGCGCUCGUGGUAUGACUGGUGCUAUUGGAGUCCCUGGACCUCCUGGUGCUCAGGGUGAGAAGGGUGAGGGUGGCCCCGUUGGAGUCACUGGACCCACUGGACCUCGUGGUUCCCCUGGUGAGCGUGGAGAGACUGGACCUCCUGGACCUGCCGGAUUCGCUGGACCUCCUGGUGCUGAUGGUCAGCCUGGUGCCAAGGGAGAGACUGGUGACACUGGACCCAAGGGAGAUGCUGGUGCUCCUGGACCCGGUGGACCUGUUGGUGCUGCUGGUCCUCAGGGACCUGCUGGACCCCCUGGACCUAAAGGUGCUCGUGGUGGUGCUGGAUCUCCUGGUGCUACUGGUUUCCCUGGACCUGCUGGCAGAGUUGGACCCCCUGGCCCUGCCGGAGCUGCCGGAGCCCCUGGACCCAUUGGACCCGUUGGCAAAGAUGGAGCAAGAGGAGCUCGUGGUGAGACUGGCCCUGCUGGUCGCCCUGGUGAGGCUGGUGCUGCUGGAAUCGCAGGACCCUCUGGAGAGAAGGGAUCCCCUGGUUCUGAUGGAGCCCCUGGCGCUGCUGGUCUUCCCGGACCCCAAGGUAUUGCUGGACAGCGUGGUAUUGUAGGUCUCCCUGGACAGCGUGGAGAGCGUGGUUUCGCUGGUCUGCCUGGACAAGCUGGUGAGCCUGGAAAGCAGGGACCUUCUGGACCCGUUGGUGAGCGUGGACCACCCGGACCUGCUGGACCUCCUGGACUGUCUGGUGCUCCUGGAGAGGCUGGUCGUGAGGGAUCUAUGGGACACGAUGGUGCCCCUGGUCGCGACGGAGCUCCUGGCCCCAAGGGAGACCGUGGUGAGAGUGGUAUGGCUGGACCCCCUGGACCACCUGGUGCUCCUGGAGCCCCCGGAGCUGUUGGUCCCUCUGGCAAGAGUGGUGACCGUGGAGAGAGUGGUCCCGCCGGUCCUGCCGGUCCUGCUGGCCCUGCUGGUGUCCGUGGUCCUGCCGGCCCUGCUGGAGCCAAGGGAGACAGAGGAGAGGCUGGUGAGGCUGGAGAGAGAGGCCACAAGGGACACAGAGGAUUCACUGGCAUGCAGGGUCUGCCCGGAGUUGCUGGAGCUGCUGGAGAGAGAGGACCUGCUGGUGCCAAUGGACCCGCUGGACCUAGAGGACCUGCUGGAUCUAACGGUCCCCCUGGUAAGGAUGGCAUGAACGGUCUGCCUGGACCCAUCGGACCCCCUGGACCUCGCGGUCGCAAUGGAGAGAUGGGACCUGCUGGUCCUCCCGGACCACCUGGACCUGCUGGACCCCCAGGACCUCCCGGCGGUGGAUUCGACUUCAUCAGCCAGCCAAUUCAGGAGAAGGCCCCCGAUCCCUACCGUGGCGGCCACUACCGCGCUGACGACCCCAACAUGAUGCGCGAUCGCGACAUGGAGGUUGACACCACCCUCAAGACCCUGACUCAGAAGGUCGAGAAGAUCCGUAGCCCCGACGGUACCCAGAAGAGCCCUGCCCGCAUGUGCCGUGACCUGAGGAUGUGCCACCCUGAGUGGAAGAGCGGCACCUACUGGGUUGAUCCCAACCAGGGCUCUCCUUUGGAUGCCAUCAAGGUCCACUGCAACAUGGAGACUGGCGAGACUUGCAUCCACCCCAGCGAGUCCAGCAUCCCCAUGAAGAACUGGUACCUCAGCAAGAACAUCAGAGAGAAGAAGCACGUCUGGUUCAGCGAGUCCAUGACCGGUGGAUUCCAGUUCCAGUAUGGCACCGAUGGAGCUGAUCCCGAGGACGUCAGCAUCCAGAUGACCUUCAUGCGCCUGAUGUCCAACCAGGCCUCUCAGAACAUCACAUACCACUGCAAGAACAGCAUUGCCUACAUGGACUCCGCCACUGGCAACCUGAAGAAGGCCCUGCUUCUCCAGGGCUCCAACGACGUCGAGAUCAGAGCCGAGGGCAACAGCCGCUUCACAUACAGCGUCAGCGAGGAUGGCUGCACGUCACACACUGGCACAUGGGGCAAGACAGUCAUCGACUACAAGACAUCAAAAACAUCCCGCCUGCCCAUCAUUGACAUUGCUCCUAUGGAUGUUGGUGCACCUGAUCAGGAAUUUGGCGUCGAAGUUGGCCCCGUUUGCUUCUUGUAAAAAUGAAAGAAAUAUGGACAUGACAUUGUUGUUUUUUUUUCUAGCAGUCAUCUCUAAAUCCUUUUUCUAUGCAUUCAAAACUCAUUCGGCUGCCAUUGGCCCACAUGCUUAAAACCACUCUACUGAAGACGGUGUUUGUGUUUUUCCAAUCAUGAGAAGUUUUUGGGACUGCUACUUCAACCGAAACCAACCACAAGGACACUUUAAAAAGAAUCUUUUGUUUCCACUGGCAACAAGAAAAUAAUAUAUGCUUGUGUAAAAUUUCCCCCUGGAGAUUGAGAAAAAAAAAAGAAAAAAAAAAAAAAGAUCCACAUACGCAAUGAAACACAGGUGACUUUUGCCAUUUUCUACCACUGCGGAAGGACAUUGAAAACAACAAAUGAUAUGUACCAUUUUUCUGGUGUUAAAUAAAUUGUAAAAAGUGUGAAGUGUCCUCUUGUUCUAAAUUCACGAAACAACAACACCUGAAUGUUGCUCAGACAAAUGUGACCAGCAAACGAGCAAGACAAAGAAGCUCACCUUCAUUGCAAUACGUAGAUGGCUACCUCAUAACAAGAAGUCACCCCCAAUUUUUCUUAACGAAAAGGGUAUAUUUUACACAACAAGUCUAUUUAGGGAGGGGAAUUAAAAACAUUCAAAGGUGCUAUUACCAAUUCAGUGAGGUCCAGUUAUUGGUGUUUGAUGGUGAAACUAUCACUGUCAUACUGUAACCAUUGCCACUAAUGCCUGCAGAACCUUUGGUGCUACUAAAUUGACUCAUUGUCUUGUUGUCUAUGCAGUGCAAUUGUUUUCUUCUUAAGUGUUGGUUUAAUAACAGAGGUCCUCUGAAAAGGUGAUCACUGCAGAUGUAAUGCAUGCAAUCAUGUCUUUGUAGAUAAAAGCAAGUGAUUCUGGUUCAAUAUCAAUCCCCUGCCCAUGUGUUCAGUGUUGAUCUUUCUGUCUGUUUGCCCCUGUGGAAAACUCCUCUUCACUAAAAGAAAAAAAAACAGCACACAUCUCCCACCCUGUUGUUUAUGUUGUUUGUUGAUGUCUUUUUCGCGAAGGGUUUCUUAAAAAAGAAUUUGAAGCAGACCCACUUUCAUGGUUUAAAAGAGAGAUUCUGUACUUAUUUUGUACAUGUAUAAUAAAUCGAGAUGUUUUUAAUUAUUUUGGGUGCUGAAAUAAAGCAUGUGAAGUGGUCUACUCA
Messenger RNA from Lates calcarifer (barramundi perch), 5686 nucleotides. It is a transcript of the gene col1a1b, whose product is annotated as collagen, type I, alpha 1b. The transcript has 51 exons. Gene Ontology annotation, molecular function: extracellular matrix structural constituent; protein binding. The record is from RefSeq and is a predicted model, not a curated record. Gene Ontology annotation, biological process: skeletal system development. Lineage: Eukaryota; Metazoa; Chordata; Actinopteri; Centropomidae. Bases 151 to 4500 code for a protein of 1449 amino acids. Gene Ontology annotation, cellular component: cytoplasm.